This is a messenger RNA of Hermetia illucens (black soldier fly), 5635 nucleotides long. RefSeq lists its product as uncharacterized. NCBI's taxonomy places the organism in Eukaryota, Metazoa, Arthropoda, Insecta, Diptera, Stratiomyidae. The transcript is spliced from 5 exons. The record is from RefSeq and is a predicted model, not a curated record. Gene Ontology annotation, biological process: apoptotic process; regulation of apoptotic process. The coding region runs from base 2339 to 3757 and encodes 472 amino acids.
AUUGAAAAGGGUUCGAGCCAGGUUUUGCGGAGACUUUCUGUUAUAAUUUACGGGAACGGAACCUAAACAAACCUCGGAUUCAGUUUGUCCUUUUUGUCCUGAAUGUCCGAUUGCAGUUGGUCUUCCUUAUCGACACGUUUUCCACCUCACAUAUGUGUGUACCAUUGGGACGCGGUGGUGUGCGUGGUCUCGUGCGAAUACAUCGGAAUCUGCCAGGGUGUUUGUGAAAUUUUUAAGGAAAAAGUCAAUUUUCCAUAUUCGCGACAUGGAACUUUUAUUAAGUUGCCAAAAAUUCAAAACUUGGUGACAUCUAAUAUAUAAAAAAAAAUUUCCAUUUAAUUUUCACAAAACAGCAAGCCAGAAUCUCCGGUUAAUCGUGUUUAAUCUCAGAUAUUUCGAAAUCUCUUCCUGUAUUCGCGUAUUCUCGUAAUAUAAAUUCAAAAUCGAUUUAGUGUCUAAGAAUUUUUUCCUUUCGAUUCCUACAUAGUUUAUAUAUGUAUGUGCUAGGAUAAAAGUCAUCGCGACGAAUUCAAAAGGAUACGAUUAAACUUUUGUUUUUGCUCUGUCGUUUUACGUUUUCGCAAAGUGUCCAGAUAAGGAAAAAUCGCUGGCGAAAAUAAGCAAAAAGUUGAUUUUUUCCCGUAGCCUCGCCUCAAUAAUACAAGCAAUUCGUCGCGUUGUGUGCGUGUGAAAUGUAUAUCCUUUCGUUCUUCUAAAAACGGUGCUAUUCCCGUCAGUUUUUCCGAAUCUUAUGGAAAAUAGUGGAAAUUAAUAUCGCAAGAAAGGACGGGAGACGGGAGAUCUAAAUGAAUAGCGUCUGGUAGAAAUCACUAACCUCUAUGUGUUCUCUUUUGGAUGGCCAGUGCUGCACCAAGGAUCGUGACAUAUAUGAAACAUCCACCCAAAAAAAAUCUGAUAAAAUACGAGUGAAGGUGUUGAAUAAGGUUGAAAUCUAAUAGAGUAAAGUGGAUAUCCGACUUUGGAAUCAUGAAACCUUGCUUGAGCCGAACAAGGUAGUGGAUUUUGUAAAAAGGAGUUCGGGUCCUCGCAUUGCUUGGGCUUUCCUCCCAUGGACGAGCCCCGUCUUAAUAGGGUCACAUGGAAUGGAACGAAACGGGGCGUAGUGUUCGACUUUUAUGGAAAUAUAAUCGGAAUAAACAAGUCCUUUAUGGAAUUUUAUAAAUAAUAAAGAAAUUAGCAAAAAUCACUUCUAACUCGUAAAAAAAUUGCAAUAAAUUUGGUAACCGUCAAGCUAUCGGGGCUUGGUUUCAAUUGGUAACUAAACAAGGCAAUGCUCUAAUAUUAUAUGAUAAACAAGUAACUUCCUAAAAUCUAAUUAUAACGAAAAGAUUAAAUUCGUAAACUAUCCAAUAUCUUACAACUAACGCUAGCAUUACUACCUAAACCAUCAUCGAAUCAGAGUCGUAAAUUGAAGAGGAUUUAGUCGUGGUUCUCUGUAGGGAUUAGAGUUUGUAUUCCAGGCUAGAAGGCUGCACAUUGGCUGGAUCGAGUUCCGCUGCAUCGGGAAGUCGCACAAAGGCACGCAAUGUGUGAAAUAAUCUCAAAAAUGUUGGUGUGAUGGAUAAAUACUAAAAAAACUGCCUCAUGAAUAAAGUUCACCCUAACAACUGCCACUUACAUUGUGUAUCAUCAAAAUUUAGAUAAUAAUUAAUCUGAAGAGUGUAAAUUGCUGGGGACAGACAAUCACGCCUACCAAAUUGGAGCCUGUUCGAAAACGCAGGAGUAAGAUCGGAGAACGGUUGCGGUGGAAUCCAAGUCCGAGAAUAGGCGAGCAGGCAGGCAGGAAGAGGCAGUCCGGCAGACAGACAGAGAAUAGCAGCCAGACAAGCAUAUUUUCAAAUUAAUGCCGAAACCAAAUCUAGACGAGAUUUUUAAUGAAGGCAGGGGGCAACCGACAGAGCCCCCGUUCAGGUUCUGUUGAGGCAUGUCGUAAUGGCAAGAGAGAUCACCUCAACUUGCAAUAGAAUUUGAUAAUAAAAAAGGACGUUGUGAUAUUUGUUUAGUACUUUUUAAAAUUCUGAACUAUUUACUUGAAAUGUGCGAAUUUUUUUUUUUAUCUUUUUCUAAAUAAUUGAAAUCUAAAGCUUUGAACCGUGAGUGAAAUAGAAAGUGCAUGGCGCAAAUAAUAGAUACAAUGACAUCCUGGAGUGUUAUUGCCUUAACCGAAACCCAUAGUAAAAUUGUGCUAAAAUUUAUUCACUAACAUAAAAUCAAUAAGCUCAGUCACUGCCGUAACGUAACCGUAACUAUCACACUCAUAAAUUUAAUAGUAAAUUUACCAAAAAAGCAAAAAAUUAUAAUUAAUAAUAGAAAUAAAAUGUGGUCAGCAGCGCUGUGCACGUUAGGCGUGACGAAACCCAUUUGCAGUUGCCUGAACUUUCGCCAAGGAGCGGCUGCGGAGUCUCGAGGAAAGAGACCCCUUAAAAUCUGGGACAGUUGGCGAAAUGUCCGAAAAGGCGUCGUAGUAGGAAGCUUCGAAGAACUUAUCGUAAGAGGGAAAGACAAAUUAGGGGUUCCUGCCUCAGAACCAGUACGUGUUGUUCUCGAGUGCGAUGGAACCCAAAUCGAAGAUGGCGAAUAUUUCAGGACGUUGGCGAACAACACGGUUUUACUGCUCCUGCGGCAAGGUGAACGGUGGUACCCGACUGGCGUAGAUGUUAUAAAAGCUGCGAUAUCAGCUAUACCCAAAAUCGUCUGUGAGACGAUCCAUGCUCUCGAGCUACACGAUGAAACGCCAUCUUGGAAGAUUAUGGACAACAAGGGUCGUGUUACGGUGGUCCUGCAUUGGGAUCAGCGGCAGGGGAGCGGACAGGGCGGAAGCGGUAGUGGCAGUGGAGGCGGGGGGAUCGGUGCUAGCGGCAUGGGCGGACCGAGCGGCAGUAACGGACCACCAACGGAUAAAUAUUCGCCGUCGAAAAAAGGACUCUCAGCACAAAGUUCACUGGACAAAUCAUCGAGUGGGGCGCCACCACGAUACGCCAGUCCACAAAUAACAGUAAUUAGUGACGAAGGUCCACAGAGUGUAUAUCAUCCGGGCCGAAGAUUAUCGAAGCAGGGUAGCUCGUUUGAUAGUGUUGUGAGUGGGGCGGUGCAUGUGCACACACCUGAAUGCGCGCACCAUGCGCAUACGCCUAGUCGUGCUGGCAGUCCCAGUACAACCGAAUGUGAUUUCCACUGUUGCGCCCUGCACGAGGAGGGUCGAAAAAUAGCCGUGCAUAAAAGCGUGGCCACCUCCCCAAUACAGGAUGGUACGGGUAGUCCCCAGCCGCAGUCCGUGACGAUAUCGGGCGAGCCGGGUGGCAGCAUGCAACGAAGAUCUUCGGGUGCAAAAGGGCAACAUGUCCGAUUUUUAGAUAUCGCACCGGAACGCGAUAGUUCCGAAAGCGAAACGGAAAACACCGUCAUGGAGGAUGAUAAAACCACUACAGAAAAAUUCCUAUUGUUAAUCGAUCAGCUAUCUGUAGAUCAAAAACGUCAUUUAAGUAUUAAGGAUAUUGGUAUUAUAUUAGAACGUUUAAAUUCAAAAAUCCUAGAUGUUGAACGUUUGGAUAGGGAAUCCGAAUCCGACGAUUGUUAUAAUUGGACGAUAAAAGCCACAAUACGUGGCGAAGCGUUACGUGAACUAGGCGUUAUUUAUAACGGUAACUACUAUGCCAUCUCCGAGCAUCCCGGCUACAAGGAGGAGGUCGAAGAAAACGGUGACGAGCCUGAAGAGGAGGAUGAGGAUCGGCUCUAGAGCCUAGCAAAACCCUAGACGAAAUAUUUAAAUAAAGAAAUAAUGAAUAAAUUGAAUAAUAUUGCCUUUAUUUUCUAACGUUUUGUUCUAUAAGGAUGAAGAAAAAAUAAUAAAAAAUGAGAAGAUUUUUUAAAUUGUUGAGUUUUUGAUAAAUAUAAGGAUUAACUAUUAGACAAGAGAGAGAAAAGAGAAAAACAGACACGAAAUACAUAAUAUGAGAUAAAAUUAUAAAAAAAUUAAUAGAAAUUUAACGAAAGACUCAGAUGAGUAAGAAAAAACGCAAAGCAAAUUGGACAAUUUUAGAUUUGAUUUGAUUUCUCCAAUUAGAGCAAUGAAAGAUACAAAAAUUUGCGCCUUCAACUCCUGCGUUAGUCGAAAUUGUUUCGAGAAACACCAGAGCAACCGCAUUGGCUGCCUUCAAUUCGAAGAGAACGUUGUGGCGAUUUAAUAGCGAUUUGUGUUCAAUAGAAAAUAUGAUGUGCAUAAAGGUUCCUUGGUAAUGUCAAGUCCAGUUUCAUUUCGUCCUGCGCAGACGUCUAAGAUUUUUCCUGAGUAGAUAUACCGAAUUUUUCGGGGUUCCAGGAUGGUUGUUGAUGAAUUUCUGUUUGUAAUUGCGUUAAUAGCACUUUUGAUGGUUUCUUUCCGUUGGCGAAGUUGUAUGUGUUCAGUUUGGCCUUACGUUGCAUCAUAUUGUCUAGAGUAUCCACUAAGUUCAACUGAAGUCCUUCCAGCACUUUCGAAACGAUUUCUAGCCAACUGUUGUUCAUUUUCACCACUCUCACAUCUCUUUGUUAUUUGAUUUAUAAGGCAUACGCAAAUCUAGUUUUUAAGUGUUUAUUACUUAACAAGAUUAAAAGGAAUUUAUUAAUUGUGUAUAAAACAUUCAAACGCAACCAGGCGAAAUCACGUAAUGAAAUUAAAUUAAUUAAAUUAAUUAAUUUAAUUUAAGUCAACUUUAAAUGAAAAUGAACAAAAAAAAAAACUUUAAAAAACGAGUGAGUUGUGAGUAACAUAUAAUAAUAUGUAAAGAAAAUUUAGAAAAAAAUGACACACAUACAGAAAGAGAAACAAGUUUAUUAUUAAAUAGCAUAAAAGAAUAAAAAAAGAUACCUUGAAAAGCGACAAGAACAACAAGAGCAACAUAAAUAAAAUAAAAUUCGUAACUAAUCAUAAACACAUACACACUAAAAAAAUGUACACUCAACAAAUUUCAAUACAGUAAUUCUUCAGAAAAAAUAACAUAAAUGAAUAAAUAAAAUCGAUAUAAAAAUAGCGAAAUCUGUAACACUAGGCGAAAACACACUAACGACGUGAAAGAGAAAAAUGGGGUGAAAUCAUGAAACAGAAUAGCAGAAUCCAACUGCAACUAAAACCAAUCCAAAAAAUUGUAAUCAAGGUUCGGAAAAUGUUGACACAAUUGACAAUUUCCACUGAACAUUUUUAAACUUAUUUUAAACAACUUGUAAGACCUAAUUGAGAUAUUUUAAUAAUAUUUAAUAUUUAAUUUAUUCAAGUCAAAUUUGAACCAAACAAUUUGUAUCUUUUAGGCCUUAUUUCGAAUAUAUAGGUGAGAAAGACAUGACAAGACCUAGGAAACUGAACGUAAGGUGCAAUAUCUUGCGUGAGUUGGACCCACUACCUAGUAGUAAUCUUUUCGAAAAGGGAAACCAGCACACCACAUCGAGGCCACGACUCCAACCAUAAUUAGCUCCUAUUUAAAGCAUAAAAGGGCUGUCUGGUAGCACAUAAUACUCUGAAUUUAUCCUCUAAAGGUUAGGGGUUUUCCCUAAACAAGCGUUUGCUCACAUUCGCUAGUCGCGUCCGAUGCCUCAUCCAUUAAAGAACAAGAGGAUUUAUCUCCAAUGGCGCGUUCAGAAU